AUGGGGAAGGUGUCGGGCGUGGAGAAGAAGAAGAAAAGGUUGGAAAAGAAGAAGAGAGGAUUGGGGUGGAAGACCGGCCCGGAGAGCUUGCUGUUUGACUUGAGGCUGAAGGGAAAGGCAUCAUUAGCUGAUCCUCCUCGUAGGCCGCUUUGUUUGCAAUCUUGUGACAUCAGUUCCGCCAAGCCUCAUUUGCUUGUUGUUAGCGGGAGACGAAAGCUGCCAAUGCUCUCAUCUCGUCACCAUAGAUCAUCAGUGCCUGAAUUUGAAUACUGUUGCCCGACGCAUCUUUCUAAAGAUCGUGCUUCACCCUUGACUCAUGCUGCAUUUAGUCCAACUGGAGGAGAGCUGCUGCUUAAUUAUAUGGGAGAGAACGCAUAUCUAAUGAAUCUUGGAUCACCUGCAGCAGCAAUGGAAGUGAUGCAACAAUAUGUUGGCCACACUAAUAGAGAACAAUUUGCUUUUAAAGAGGCUAUUUUUCUUGGCCAAAGAGCUUCCUUCAUGAGAUUUGCAGGUGAAUACGUUGCCAGUGGAAGUGAAGAUGGCAGACUGUAUAUUUGGGAGAAGAGAACUGGCAGACUUGUAAAAAUGCUACGUGGAGAUGAGAAGGGUAACAUGUUCCCUUCCCACUCCCAAUGA
Cornus florida is the source of this 636-nucleotide messenger RNA. RefSeq names its product protein ALTERED SEED GERMINATION 2-like. The transcript is spliced from 6 exons. Gene Ontology annotation, biological process: negative regulation of fatty acid biosynthetic process. Lineage: Eukaryota; Viridiplantae; Streptophyta; Magnoliopsida; Cornales; Cornaceae. The coding region runs from base 1 to 636 and encodes 211 amino acids. Gene Ontology annotation, molecular function: protein binding. Gene Ontology annotation, cellular component: Cul4-RING E3 ubiquitin ligase complex; cytoplasm. The record is from RefSeq and is a predicted model, not a curated record.